Molecule: messenger RNA, 1053 nt
Organism: Ambispora gerdemannii
Lineage: Eukaryota; Fungi; Glomeromycota; Glomeromycetes; Archaeosporales; Ambisporaceae
Source: the annotation of a GenBank genome assembly
AUGCAUGUGAAUCAAGAUCCCUUAUUGAAAAUGUUUCCAGAACAGAUACCUUAUGAACAAUUUCAAAACUUGAGAGUUUUUGGGAGUGGCGGAUAUUCUACUGUAAUUUCGGCAAUUUGGAAAGAUGGUCCACGAGUAAGAUGUGAUAAAUCUAAAAAGUGGAUCAGACGGGGACCUACUCAUGUUGCUUUGAAAAGAUUAAGGAGAGUAAACAAUUAUUUUGUUCGUGUAAGAAAUGAGGCUGCAAUACACCUUUCGAUUGCAAGGUCGCGUUAUAUUAUUGAUUUUUAUGGUAUUUCGAGUGAUCCAACAUCCAGAGAUUUUAUUUUUGUAAUGCAGUUUGCUCAAAAAGGCAGUUUGCAUGAUUUCUUGGAAGCCAACUUUAACCAGAUUCAAUGGAAUGAUAAAUUAAAAAUAUUAUUUGGAAUAAUCAGUGGACUGAGAAAAUUACAUGAAAAUAAUUUUAUUCAUUGUGACUUACACAGCGGAAACAUCUUAAUUGACCAAAAUGGACGCGCUUUGUUAACAGAUUUUGGAUUAACUAUAAAAAAUGAACCACCUUACAAUGACUUAAAUUCAUUGCAAACUCUCUAUGGCGUAAUGAGUAGUUUAGCACCUGAAACAUUACGUACUGGCAGACGAUCAAAGGCAGCAGAUAUUUACAGCAUAGGAAUGCUAAUGUGGGAAUUAUCAUCGGGCAAACGCCCAUUCGCAAGUGUUCCACAUGACUAUGAAUUGAUAUUCAGUAUUUGCAAUGAAGUGCGCCCAUGUCGUCCUAGCAUAAUUGAAGGAACACCCAGAGUUUAUGUCGAUUUGAUGUCUCGCUGCUGGGAAGUUGAUCCUGAAAAUCGUCCAGAUACAAAAUCAGUUUACGAGUCAAUAAAUGAAUACUUUUCAAAUCGGUCAUCAAUAAUAGGUGUACUAACGUCAAAUAUAAGUAAUUUCUCGACUUCAAGAGAUUCGCAUUUGGCUUUAUCGAUGAAUGAAACUAUUCGAGUUUUUAAACAACAGAUUUCGUCGGCAGUGUUAACGCUAAAUGUGCUCAAUGGAUGA